Mustela erminea (ermine) is the source of this 3619-nucleotide messenger RNA. RefSeq names its product F-box protein 22 (gene FBXO22). Gene Ontology annotation, molecular function: protein binding. The coding region runs from base 100 to 1329 and encodes 409 amino acids. Gene Ontology annotation, biological process: regulation of skeletal muscle fiber development; positive regulation of proteasomal ubiquitin-dependent protein catabolic process; protein polyubiquitination. The transcript has 7 exons. The record is from RefSeq and is a predicted model, not a curated record. NCBI's taxonomy places the organism in Eukaryota, Metazoa, Chordata, Mammalia, Carnivora, Mustelidae.
CGCGCGCGCCUGCUCAGUGCGUGCUGGCUGGGAGGUCCUGAGCUGGCCUCACGGUUCCUUCCGAGUUGCCGUAGUGUUUGCUCGGCGGGUUGGUGAGGAAUGGAGGUGGUGGGUGGCUGUGGUGAUCAUGGUGGUGGUGAUCGCCAAGGCUCCUCCGCGGACCCACAGAGUACCUUUGUGCUGGGUAACCUAGCGGAGGUGGUGGAGCGUGUCCUCACCUUCCUGCCCGCCAAGGCGUUGCUGCGGGUGGCCGGCGUGUGCCGCUUAUGGAGGGAGUGUGUUCGUCGAGUGUUGCGGACGCAUCGGAGUGUGACUUGGAUCUCCGCGGGGUUGGCGGAUGCUGGCCACUUGGGGGAGCAUUGCUUGGUCCGCGUGGUAGCGGAGGAGAUUGAGCAGAAUGUUCACAUCUUACCACAGACAGUUCUUUACAUGGCUGAUUCAGAAACUUUCAUUAGUCUGGAAGAGUGUCGUGGCCACAAGAGAGCAAGGAAAAGAACUACUAUGGAAGCAGCAUUUGCCCUUGAGAAGCUAUUCCCAAAACAGUGCCAAGUCCUUGGGAUUGUGACCCCAGGAAUUGUAGUGACUCCAAUGGGAUCAGCUAACAAUCGACCUCAGGAAAUAGAAAUUGGAGAGUCUGGUUUUGCCCUAUUAUUCCCUCAAAUUGAAGGAAUUAAAAUACAACCCUUUCAUUUUAUUAAGGACCCAAAGAAUUUAACACUAGAAAGACAUCAACUCACUGAAGUAGGUCUUUUAGAUAACCCUGAGCUUCGUGUGGUCCUGGUAUUUGGCUAUAAUUGCUGUAAGGUGGGAGCCAGUAAUUACCUGCAGCGAGUCGUCAGCACUUUUAGUGAUAUGAACGUCAUCUUGGCUGGAGGCCAAGUAGACAACCUGGCAUCGCUGACCUCUGACAGACACCCUCUGGAUAUUGAUGCCACUGGUGUGGUUGGACUGUCAUUUAGUGGACACCGAAUCCAGAGUGCCACUGUGCUACUCAACGAGGAUGUCAACGAUGAGAAGACCGUUGAGGCUGCAGUGCAGCGCCUUAAAGCUGCCAACAUUCCAGAACGGAAUACCAUUGGCUUCAUGUUUGCAUGUGUUGGCAGGGGCUUUCAGUAUUAUAGAGCCAAGGGCAAUGUUGAGGCUGAUGCAUUUAGGAAGUUUUUUCCUAGUGUUCCUUUAUUUGGCUUCUUUGGAAAUGGAGAAAUUGGCUGUGAUCGCAUAGUCACUGGGAACUUUAUAUUGAAGAAGUGUAAUAAGGUGAAGGAUGAUGACUUGUUUCACAGCUAUACAACAAUAAUGGUACUGAUUCAUCUCGGGUCAUCGAAAUAAAGUCUCCUGUAAAGUGGCUUUCACAAUGUAUAAUUUUCAGGCUCCACCUUUCCUAGACAAUGGAAACUGGGAUAUGUGUAUUUCAAAAAGAAAAAAAAAUAAGAGUAAUAACUUUAUAUGUAUCAGUUUUGUAACUUUGACUCUAAAGAUUAUAUUAGGGGUAGUUUUACCAAGUUAGAUGAAGGGCAGCUUUGUAUGUAACGUAACAGAAACAGAAUUGAGAGCUUUUGCAUCAUGAGGCACAGCCCUGAUUACGGCUGUAUUGUACCUAAUGCUGUGUAAUUUGACUUUAUAGUCUUCUGCAUAGGAAGACUGAAAGAAAAUUCGUCAGUAGGAUGGAGAUUUAAGACAUUCCAUGGCUACCUCUGCAUUGUUAGAUAUUUUAGCAAAAUCAUGAAAACAUUUUUUCUCCCUUAAUGAAGGAGGAAAGAAAAUACAUAGAUACCUUGAGAAAUCUUUCUCUGCUUUACAAUUCUACUGAUUUUUUUCAGAAGCUGUAAAAAUUUUUUAAUGAGUUUUUACUUAUUUGAUAAAAAUUAAGUAACUAUUUUUGUUCUACUACUCUAAAAUUGCUUAGUCAAAUAAGUUGCCAAGACUAAUCAGUAUUUUGUUACUUUAUAAGGAAGAAAUUUUCCUUUUCCCUCGAUGAAGAAACUGUAAGAGAAAAUCCUUUUCUUCACCAAGUUCUAUAUAGCUAACUGGCAGACCAGACCAUUACAUCACCUUAUUUUGGUUUUAUACCAAUAAAACAUACCAUGGAAACUCACUCAGACAGUGUUUUGUAUGUCAUUGCUUUUGGUGAGUGAAUGAUGGAAGUAAACAAUUCUUUUGAAAUGAAAACCCAGAAUAGUAGUUGUCAGGUAGUAAAUCCUGCCAUGUUUCCAGAAGAAUGAUUUGUAAGCUUAUAUUUUUAACUACAUUAAUAUCUAUAUGUUCAGAGAACACCAAUUUUUCCCAGUAACCUUUCUUCGCAUAGUGAUAGAACCUUUGAUUUUCAGCUAGGCACAUGCCUGCCAUAACAAAGACUACAUUUCCCAGUAUCCCUUACCAUUGACUGGUUUUUGUUGUUGUUGUUUGUUUGUUUGUUUGUUUGCCCCUUCUGGAGCUUGUUGCUUGGAAGUGGAUCUGGUAGUGAGACAUCUUGAACUCUCCAGAAGAGGCAAUACUUGGGGAAGAGAAUCACACAGAAGAAGGGUUCUGGGUUGCUGUACAAUUUAGUUUAAGUGCUACCAUACGUGGCUUGGAUUGCGUGUUUCCAGACAGUCUUACAAGACCGAAGUUAACAUCAAUCUUUUCUCAGCCACCACUCUUCAUUAUAACCGAUAUUUAUAUUAACUUAUUUUACCUAAUACAGUAGAUGUCUAAUGUAUGCCACUUUUGUAGUGGUCAGUGGUUCUAAUAGAGCAGUAGAAAACCUGCAAGGUAAAGUGAAAUGAAAAGUAUUAACCUUCCUGCUUUUCUGUUUUUAAUCACUUUCCUCAGUUUUUACAUUAAAAGGUUUUCUCUCUUGCUGUAUAUGUAUGUGAUAAAAAUACUUAAAUGUUUAUUGUGUGGUUAUCCUAAAUCUUAAUUCCUAAAGAAAGUCCGAACAAAAGUUUUAGAGCUUUAUGUCUGUGAAUAUUAAUAUCUAGCCUUUGUUUCGUUGUUAAACUUUUCUAUUAUUUGACAUUGGUUACCCAUUAUCAAAUAGAAAAUACUCCAAAUUCAAGUCUUUGGAUAUGCUUACAUAGCACAUAAGGAAAAUGCUUUGUAAAUUUUCCUUGUCUCUGAUAUUAACAAGAGUUGUUUGAAUAAGAGGAAAAAGGAUUUGAAAAACUAAAAAUAUGAACAAAAUGAGUAUGAUGAUUGAACAGAUUAUUUUAUUUUUCAAAUUAAUACUCAGAAUGUUUUGUUACUUCUCAAAGGGGAGUCUGCUGCAGGAUCCUUUAAGUAUGAUAUUUGAUGUUGUGGGAUCCCUUUGUAUAUCCGAGCUUUGCAAGGAGCUUGAUAGAACAGUAAAUUUAUUUGACUACAAGGUUGUAAUUUUGGUGCAGAAUAGAAAGGGGAGAAAUUGACUCAGUAGAAACGAAUUUAAUAUUGAUGAAAACAAAAGCCAUCUACACUGCCUCUAGAGGUCUUGAUGUUGGAUGAAGGGGAACAGGAAUUUACCCAAAGUUAAAAUGAAAUAAUUAUAAUUUUGAGGACCUAUGUUAAACAAAAACAAGCAUUAAAGGCUAAUUUUUUCAGCUAAAAACACAUUAAAUUCCUAGAAAUGGCAACUUUCUUAACAGUCAUUUCUGAAACUGGAGAA